Messenger RNA from Calliphora vicina (urban bluebottle blowfly), 3066 nucleotides. It is a transcript of the gene Ipk1, whose product is annotated as Inositol phosphate kinase 1. Gene Ontology annotation, biological process: inositol phosphate biosynthetic process. Gene Ontology annotation, cellular component: nucleus. Bases 368 to 2833 code for a protein of 821 amino acids. The record is from RefSeq and is a predicted model, not a curated record. Gene Ontology annotation, molecular function: ATP binding; inositol-1,3,4,5,6-pentakisphosphate 2-kinase activity. Lineage: Eukaryota; Metazoa; Arthropoda; Insecta; Diptera; Calliphoridae. The transcript is spliced from 13 exons.
UGUGUUUUUAUGGAAUUAAUACAGCCAAUUAACAAUUAUGACAUUAACUGUUUAAUUAGUGAAUAAUACAGUGCAUUUAGUGUAAUACAAUACAACUGUUGAAAUAAAACUCUUCGCAAACCAGGUUCUAAAACGAUUUGUUUUAACACAACUGCUUUUGGGCACACGCGCUCUUCUAUUGAUGACACAUUUAUAUACAGCUGAUGAUCAUAAAAUAUACCCUGCAACAUCAUCAGCAACAUCCAACGAUUGGCUGUCAAAGAGAAAACGAUAUCACUGAAUUUCAUUUCAUGACAAUAAACAAAUACAAGCAACUAGUGACAAGAAGUGGGGAAGAGGGAAAGAUUGAAGGUAAAAUCUUUUCGUAAUGGCCUUUGAAACAACAUCAUACGCUUCAUCAUCCUCGAAAUCAGUGGUUGCACCGAAGGAAUUGUUGUUAGUUUUGAGUAUUUUAAAUGAAAAACAGAAACUAAAACAUAAACAACAAAAGGAGCAGGAGAUGCAACAACAGCAGCAUCAACACCUCCACUAUCUUCAUCCCCAACACCAUGACCGGCAGGAACAUAAACAACAACAGCUGCAGGAAUGUAAGUGGAAAGGCGAGCGGGAGCAGUCGCAGUCGCAGCAGCUUAUGGAAUUGAGCCAAAUUGAGUUGAUCUAUCGUGCUGAGGGUAAUGCAAAUUUGGUGCUUGCAUUGCCGCAAUUUAAAAAAGUUUUACGUUUGCCAAAAAUCUACAAACUGCACGAACAAAAGCAACUGGAGCAAGAACCACAAUACCAGGAGACCCAAUGUAACCAAAGGCACUCGCAACAACACCAACAUGCACAAGAGCAACAAAAGCAGCAGGAUGAAAUGAACCAGCAGGAGCCAAACAAGAUUUCAACUACCGGCCAGCAGCAAAAUAAAAACGACGCUGUUGGAAUCUUGACAAUGGACCAUUAUGUGGCUUAUAUUAGCAUCAUACGUUGUCUUGUGGGAAAUGAGUUUGUAUUUGAAACGGAUAUUGUUGCAGUGCCAAAUCCCAAUGACAGACACUGGAUAAAUGAGAACAUUAAGCCAUAUAGGCCAGCUAAUCGCUUGGAUAAAGUAUUUGGUGGCCAUUUCGGUUUGUUACUACCAGAUGCUACCCAACUGCCUGCAGAGUUCGAUAUUUUAUUUUCCAACUUACAGCGUAAAAAACAGUCAGCCACGGUAACAACGGUCACAAAAAUAUCACAAUGUAGCAAGAGCAUCAGCAGUGAUAACAGUAGUAGUGUAAGCAACAAUAUAUUUGGUUCAGAUACAUUCGCCAUUGAAAUAAAACCAAAGCAAGGUUGGCUGUUGCCAAACGAUGUUAACAAUUUAUUUGAUAUAAAGCCAAAAAUAACACAAACAAUAAGAACAGCGCAACCACCAAGUUUAAGUGAAACAAAAACAACAUCAAAAGCUGCUGUUGCAGCAACAAUACCAACAGCAGCACAAGCAAAAGCAUUAAUAUCAUCAACAGACAGUAGAUGUUUUACUACCACUCAAACUGAACCAUCACAAACAAUAAUGCCAACAACAAAAACAACAACGACAACAGCAACAGCAAUAACAUCACAAGCAGUAAAGGCAAUGACCAGUCGUUGUUGUAACAGCAGUACACGAAAAACAACAAGAGAUGACAAAAUAUCACAUUCAUUAUACGACAGGGUGGAUACCAGGUGUCGUUAUUGUUGUAUGCAGUUUUUAAAGGUGAAACAACAAAAAAUUCAUAAACGCAAUCAAUAUUGUCCAAUUGAUUUGUUUUCGGGGACCACUGAGAAAAUGAUUUUUGCAUUGGAAGCCCUUUUCGAGUGCCCCCAAAAUAAUUUACGCAUAUUUAAAAAUGGCUGCCUUGUAUUUGAUGACCAAAUUAGCAGAACAUAUAAAAUUGAUGAUUUAUUUUCGAGUGACAAACUGCAGCUUAUAAAACAUUUGGUGGUAACGUGUCUGUUGAGGGAAUACGAGGGCAAAGCAGAAGCGAAUAAUGAAGGAAAGAAGCAAAUCAACAAAGAGACCAAACAAGAGCUACAUGCAAGUACUGCUUCAAUGGCUGGUGUUGAGGGUGCUGGAGGUGAAGUUGAAGGUGGUGAUGGUGAUGGCGGAUCUCGAGCUGGAGAUGAAAAUAGCGCUGGCACUAGUGGUGCUGGUGUUGUUGAUGGUCAACCACAGUCGAGUGUAACUUCAUGCAAAAAACAAAAACUCAACACAAUGCCAAAAACAACAGUAGCAGCAACAACCACUACACUAACGGAAACGGAAGUGACUAAAGUUAAAUCAACAUUGACUUCAGCAGGACCCAUCUAUACAAUGGACACUACUUCAACGUCCACCUCCGACAACAGCACUCGGUGUCUAGAGCAAAUCAACAAAGCGGAAGUGACCUGCUUACCAAAGAAUUGUGUCUUGCAAAAAAUUUUACAUUUACAAACAUUGGCCAAGAUUAAUCUUCAAUUUAUGCUUGACCAUGAAUAUGCUGAUAAAAAAGGAAAAACAUACAACAUCGUAUGUAAACUACUCGAGAAAUUUGCUAAAAAUCACAACGAGCUGACACUUUGCCAAUUAUCGCCGGAGGAGCAAUACAUUCUAGCUGCCACAGCUUUGGAUUGCUCCAUAAUGAUAACAUUUUGUGAAAUUGAAAAUGCCGCAGAAGACAAAAAAGAAAAUUCUAAAGAAAGUUUAAUUGACAAUCCUUAUGUAGUGUCGACAUUUGGCCAGCAAUUUUUAACUAAAGUCACUCUAUUGGAUUUGGAUCCUAAACCAGAUGCCCACUUUAACAAAUACUGUUUACAAACCGAACAAAUAGUUGAUGCAAUGAAGGAUAUGUAAUCACAGGAACCGACCGACCACUUCUACCCUUAUAUAUGUGAUGUAUGGUGCAGUGAUGAAUGAAAUAUGUAAUUCAAUUUAUAAUUCAGAAUUAUUAAAUAUUGUUUUAUUACGCUCAAGUAUAUCACAUUCAUAACGAUAUACAUAUUAUUUUAAAAUUUACAACAUUUGGUGAAUUAUAUUACAUUUCAAAUUAUUAAUAAGCAUUUCAAUAAAAUUAAUAAAAAAAAACA